This is a messenger RNA of Ectocarpus siliculosus, 5073 nucleotides long. The record is from the annotation of a GenBank genome assembly. Lineage: Eukaryota; Phaeophyceae; Ectocarpales; Ectocarpaceae.
AUGAGACCUCCGCCAAAGCGGGCCGGAGGCCGCCAGUCAAGAGGGCCGGCGCUCACUUCUGUACUCCCUGUGCCCGAUGGAUCUCGGCGUGCAGCACCCAGUACCGGCAUGCCACCAGACGAGAGGCUGGACUCUCCGCCUGGUUCGGCGAAUGGACCGGGUCACGGCAAGGUUGAGACAAGUGCUGGUGCCGCCGUCGAGGGCGAACCUAGACCCGAGAGUGAUCGCCACCGGCUCAGCUCUCAAGCAGCUGUAUCACCAGCAGCGCCGGAGGCUUCGGCAGCCGAUGAGCUGCAGCGACAAGCUCGCCACUUCUCCAGCGAGGGCUGCGUGUUUCGAGUCGGGGACACGGUCCUGGCCAGAACCGCGGGCAGGCCUGCCAGGGAGGCCACUGUCGUCGAGGCGGACCCCUCCGACGGUUCGCGCUUCAAGGUCGCUUUCAAGGACAAGCGCAAGAAGGGCGGCUGGCGGGACAAGAACGAGCUGUCUUCUCUCCCUCGGCCCGCCGACGCUGGGUCUGCUGCAACCGCGAUGGUGCCACUGCCGUCGAGUUCCGCCGCUGCUGCUGGUGAAGCAAGGCCGGCGCCGCCGCAGCAGCGAAGAGAUGACAGAAACGCAGAGGUCGAUGCUGCUGCUGCUGCUGCAACUGCACCGGAACCUUCACUGGCCGCCGACAGCGAGAGGACAUCUGGCAAGCAGCAGCCGCCCUGUUCAGAAGUUGUAGCAGCUGAAUCACCGGGGGCACUGGCGGCUGCGGUAAGUGACGAGGCACAGCGACAGGGCCACCUCCCAAGCGGGGGCUGCUUGUUCCAAGUCGGGGAUGCGGUGCUGGUGAACACCGCCGGCAAGGCGGCGGCGUCUUCUUCGGAGGCCACCGUUGUCGAAGUGGAUCCCCCCGGCGGCUCGCGGUUCAAGGUUGCUUUCAAAGACAAGCGCAAGAAGGGGGGCUGGCGGGACAAGAGCGAGCUGUCCGCUGUUCGGCACACCGGCGCCGGAUCUACCGCCGCGGGACAGCCUCCUUCAGAGCCUGCUUCCGGCGCUGCUUGUGGCACGGGCGGCGGCGGUGGUGGUACCGUUGGUGCUGAACCUGGUGCUGGGCUACCACGGCCAGGAGCCAGCGACACCAGGUCCUCGCCGGCAUGUUCUUCGACAGCGGUCGAGGCCGAGCCGAUGCCGCAAAGCGACCGACAGCCCAGCCCAACAGCGGUAGUCGGCACUCAUGAGUCUUCGGAGCCAGCUGCGCCGGUACCGGCACCGGCGUCGCCCUCAGGUCCCUUGUUUGGAGUCGGGGAGGCGGUGCUGGUGAGCACGGCCGGCAAGACGGCGGCGACAGCUUCGUUUGAGGCCACGGUUGUCGAGGUGGACCCCUCCGACUCCUCGCGGUUCAGGGUCGCCUUCAAGAACAAGCGCAAGCAAGGUGGCUGGCGGCACAGGAGCGAGCUGUCCGCUCUUAUGCGCCGCACCGGCGCUAGAUCUACCGCAACGCGACCAGCUUCUGGGUCGGUCGGCAACGCCGGUCCUACCAGUGGCUCUUCUGCAAGUCACGAGAAGAGUAGAGCCGGGAUGUUGGGGCAAGGAGGCCGUGCAUCCGAGGCCCCGGCACUGGGCGCUGCUUCCGAGGCGAGAGCGCGGGCAAAGGGCCCGCCGGGCCAAGGCUUGCAGCGGUCGGCGUCACAGGGGGAGAGGCCCGUCGACAAGGUCGGGAAUAGGAAAACAGCGGCGCCGGCGAUGGAUACUACCGCCGUGCGGGAGAGCGGGGGCAUUUCGGGACCGCCGAAGAGAAAGCGAUCCGCGGCUACUGCGGCGGCGGCUGCCAUCACGGCAACUGCUGGCAACCGCGGUAGAGGAGGCAGCAGAAGCAGCGGCGGCGGUGGCGUCCAAGCUAUCAAAAAGAAGCCUGUGAAGAAGGGGGGCCAGGCCAAACGGGGGUCCGUUGCUGCUGCUGGUGGUACUGCCGCUGGGAUCACGAAAAAGACGCCCCGCAAGAAGGGCUGGCAACGGCCGACGGUGGUGACUCCUGGGUCUGUGGAGGGACGCCCGGAGUCUGCACUCAGGACUACCCACCCGACAGAGAUCAUCCGGCCGAGAAAGCAGUUCAAGGUCCAACAGGCCCGAGUAACGCCCAAGGCCAGGGCCGGCUCGAGCAACCCCUCGUCUCGCGGAGCGGCGGCACCCCGUUCUUCCUUCUCGGCCGGCCGCGGCGGCAGCGCCAGCGCUCCCCGCCGCAUGCUCUGCCAGCCGUCCCACUCCGUUCGAGACGCCAAGCGUGGAGGUUUUGAAGGUGGUGAUGGCGGCGACCGCAGCAGCGGGGUGGGAGGAGGAGCAGGGGCUGACGACGAGUCGGACGUGGUCCGACGUGGGCGACGCGCGCGGAGGCAGGUGCACCCGAGCCUGUCGGAGGACACGAUGGCGGCCGCCAAUGGCGGCAUCGAGAGCGACUACCGCAGCGAUGAAGACGGGGAGGGCGCUGGUGCUGGCGGAGGCUACGGAGACGCCCCUUUUCGCUUCCGCACGAGCGAGGUUGCGCCGUGGGGGGAGGGAGAUAGGCCGCUAAUCAAGGUGCGACUGAGCCUGCUGGAAGGGGACGCCCCGCUGUCGGCCGAACGCAGCGCUCUCGCCGUCGUGACGUUUGUAUUCGACCGCCACCGCUACUCCGCCGAGCAGCUGGCUAACGUCCUGACGGCCGAGGGCUUCCUGUGCUACCGUGACGAGGACAAGAGGGUGUUCGUGCUCACGGAGAGCAAGGAAGCCGACCAGAAGGAGGCCCUGAGGCGCGUGCGUGAGCUGGCACUUUCGCGGUGCGGGGUGGAGGUCAAGGCGACCCCGUGGCUCGAGGGCCGGCCCGCCCUGGACGAGUUCCUGGACAACCACCGCGGUGUCCUCGACCUCAUCAUACGCCACCGCUUGGCGUGCGGGAUGUGGUCUGAGGUUGGUGGGGUCUACUUCAACGCGCUGUUCUGCGGGCGGCGGUCGAAGCGCACCUUCAAUGGCGUCCGCCUGCAGAUCAACCUGGCCGUGUCGCACAACCGUGCCCUGGAGACCGGGGUCUGGGAGCUGUGGAUGACGGUGGAACCCGUGGUGCACCGCUUCUCGCCCGUGGAUUGGUGGGCUCUGAUGCAAGAGAAGGAAGACAAAGGGCUAGCAGAUUUUUCCGGGUCUAAGUCGGACGAUCUCGAGGAGCGGUUGCAGGUUGUCUGCCUGCCAAAGCUGACCCGUGGGGUGGUGGACGACGUCAAGGAGGACGCGUUCGAGAUGGACCUUCUACAGGAGGCCAACCUCAAGAGGGGCUACUACGUCGGCCCUCGCUCGGAGGACGAAAUGGUGGAGUACUGGCGUCAGGUCCACCAUCUCGCUCUCCCGUCUUCGAGCUUCGCGUUCGUCAAAGUCCGGAUCGGGGGCAUGGUGUUGACCUACCCGAGCUGGUGCGUUAUUCGAGGGCAGAGGGAGAUCCCGGAGGCGACGAAGGCCAUGCGCGGACGCAUUCUGGACUCGUUUACGGACGCCCUUGACGGCAUGCAGGGCGUGCACGUGAUGCAGACGACCUUCACUUGGCAGGUGCAGGGCGAAGGAGGGGGUCGGACGUUCGGCGACGCCCCGGCCUUCGCCACCGCGAACGGCACGGCGGUGGCCGUCCAGAAGACCGGCGCCGCGGCCCCCGCCGUUACUCCCGGUCCCGCGUCGGGCGACGGGGACGGCCCAGCAGCAGCAGCAGCACGCGGCUACAGCGACGACGGCUCCGUGGGAGGCGGCUCCGGAAAGGCGACGCAGGCGGCGGCUGGGCUUCGCACGCCCGGACCCUCGGCAGCAGGGGUGGGCGGCGGGGCGGCGGACAGCAGUGGUCUUGACGACGAUCAGAGGCGGGGAUCCGCGCCGGUGGUGGUUACCCCGCCCGCGGAUCCCAACGCGUCGACCCCGCCCCCUCCCUUGCUGGUGUGCCGCCUGGGGGAACAACAGCAGCAGAGCCCGGAGAGCAGGGCCGCGGCGGCGGCGGCGCAGGCCUCGGUCGCCGCUGUGCGGAAGAGCGUGGUUCGGCGAAGAGGAGCGGUCGUGCCGAAGAGAGUCCCUUCGCUGCCAACGGCGACGGCGGCGGCGGCGGCGGCUGGUGCUGCCGGUGGAGCUGGUGCUGCUGGCGAGUCAUCGUCGGCCCCACGCCUGUGCUCGGCUCCUUUCGUCAUCAAGAGGAAGACAGCCUCCCCGUCCUCCGCCGUCGCGGCAGCUGCCGGGGUAGUGACGCCGGCGGCGGGAGCGGGGGAAGCGCCGCCGCCGCCGCCGCCGGCCUCCUCCGAGGGGGCAGGGCUGAAGAAGAAACGCAAGGACAAGUCGUCGCGCCGGGAGGGAGGGGCGGCGUCCGUUGACAAGGAACGGCGGAAGAAGAGCAAGAAGGGGACCGGGGUGUCGGCGGCGGCGGCGGCGGCGCGUGCGGCGGUCGGGGCCGGAGCAGGAGUCGGGGCUGGGGAGGAGUUGAGGCGCGCGUCUCCGGUGGGGCAUACGCCUGCUGCCGCGCCUCCGAUGGUCGUCACCUUUGCGGCGGCCGGUAGCCUAGGGAUGGGGUUGGAAGCAGACACCACGGAGGAGGGCACCAUGCGCCUGGCCGGCAAGGCGCCGACGAGCGCGGCCGCUGCGGUUCCGAACGGCUGGCGACUAACGGCGGUGGGCGGCAAGAGCGUGCGGCGUCUGGGAGACGAGAAGAUCGCGGCCCUCCUCAUGAUCCGCCCCGUGGAGGUUACCUUCGAACAAGUUCCAAGGGCCGAGAUUGAGGCCAAAGCCACGCCCCCGCCCCCCGCCCCCGCCCCCGCGGCUCCCCGAAAGCGCGCCGCUCCGGCCAAAUCGAAGGCGGCGGCGGCGGCGGCGACGGCGGGGGCAAAGCCGAAGGCGGGGACCAAGGCAAAGGCGCCCGCUGGCCGGAGCAAGGGCAAGAAGGCAAGCAAGGUCACCACCGUUCGGAAGGCUUUCAAGAUUCAGGCACGAGCCCCACCCCAGCAGGAGGGGCGGGGAGGAGAGACCGGCGGCGGAGGUGGGGGACACGCCGUUCCCAUGGCCGUGCAGGCAAGCUCCACCUCGGCCGCGAUCUAG